Menidia menidia (Atlantic silverside) is the source of this 2562-nucleotide messenger RNA. NCBI's taxonomy places the organism in Eukaryota, Metazoa, Chordata, Actinopteri, Atheriniformes, Atherinopsidae. The record is from the annotation of a GenBank genome assembly.
AAACCGUGGCGGGCACCAGAGGAUGUCAGAGACAGCCUACCGAGAGAGCGAGCCCUGAAGAGCGUUAGUUUCCAGGAAUCGGUCAGCUUUAUCUCUGACAGCCCCGCAAACAUGGAACUAGAGAGUCAGCAGAUCCAACAUGGCUGCCUCAGCAGUAACCAGGCCCACAAUGCUGGCGUGAGAGUGGAGACUCCUGACAGCGAUGUGGUGCAGGAGAUCCGUUACCUGGACCAGGUGUUAGACGCGGCCUCAGACAUACCCACCAAUGGAAAUGCCAAUCCAUCAGAGCACAUCCAACCAAUCAGCAUCGAGGGAGCCUCUCCCUCUGUCUGUGUGUCAUCCUCCUCUCCUGUCAAUCACCAGCCGGUCCUUGUGGGUGGACAGAGGCAGAGCACCUUCGUCCACCAGGACGAGUCUCCGGUCAGAACCAAUGGACACGUGCAGGGGGGCGACGCAGGGCGCAGCAGUGCCAAGUUUGAGCUGCGAGCCUUCCAGGAAGAGAGACGUCCGGCAAAACUCUUCACACCUGGAGAGGAGCAGCAGGUCAGAGUGACGAGGGUGCGACCCUCAGAGGAGGUCCAGGAGUUGGAGCGCGAACGCCAAGAGUUGAUCAAAGACCAGGCAGUGAAAAAGAAUCCAGGGAUUGCACAGCGCUGGUGGAAUCCUCCCAAGGAGGUCCCUUUGGAGGAACAGCUAGACGCAGAGCAGCUCGAGUCGCUCAAGAAAUAUCAGGAGAGGAAACAGCAGAAACAAAAUCACACUUACCCGUACACACAGCCCCACGUAUCGGGUCCUCUCACGAUGGUCACCUUUGACCCAGAGCUAACCAAGAGAGAGGAGAUUGUGGAGGAGCAGAUCAAUUUCUCGUCCGCUCGGAGGCAGUUUCUGCAAGGCGAGGCUACCAAGAAGGAUGUUGCUCCUCAGUUUUACUCCGCCAAACCCUUCUCGAAAUCCACCGCCAGGGCCAGCACAGGAAGCAGUGACUUUGUUCCAGAGACCGGGGAGACUCACGUGACCUGGUCUGACGAGGGACCCGGUGGGGAAUUUACGUGUGCUCGAGCUGUUAUGACCAUUCUGCAAGGGGAGGAGGAGGCCAAGGGUCAUUUCAGUCCGUCUUUUCACCCGGAAGAGUCCGACUCGGGAUUGGAUGAGCUGUCCGUCCGCUCUCAGGACACAACCUUGUUCGGCCUGGAUAAUGUUUCUGACAGCGGGGCCUCCUUUCCCCCGACCCCACUCCCGCUUACCCCCGUGUCUCCGCCCACGCCCCAGCCCACCACCCCGGUCAACGGCCGGACCCCCGGCAGCCCGACGGAGGUCGAGCUGGAGUACCACGCCGGGGUACUCGUCCAGAACGCCAUCCAGAGCGCCCUGGCCGCCCAAAACGGGGAAAACUGGCCGCCGUCUGCCUUAAACUCCUCUCAGCUCAGCGCCCCCGUGUCGCCAUCCUCCGCCUCGACGAGCAGCCCAGUGCCAGUUUCCUCCUCCCCCGUGUCUUCUGUCGGAGCUCUAAGCUUCUCCUCGCCUGUGUCGUCCAGUCCGGCGCCAUCCAACCCGUCUCCGCAGCCGGACGUGCUACCACUGGUCAGGGUGAUCCCCGAGGAGAAGCCGACGGCGUCCCAACAGCUCAGCGGUCCGGCCCAGCGGCCACACCUCCACACCCCCUCCCCUCCGCCCUCUCAGCCCGUCUCGCCGCCGCAGAGACCCAGAAAUGGCGGCCCCAGGAUCAAGAUCCAGUCCUCCUACGCCCGAGCGCUGGCCUCCUCGGCUCCCGACCCGGCUCCGGCCUCGGCGGCCCCCGUCCCGCCGAGGCCCGCCCAGGUCUACCGCCCGCCUUCCCCUCCGAGCCCGGAGAAACCCGAGUUCAGCUACUUCAGUAAAUACUCGGAGGCGGCCGAGCUGCGGAGCACGGCGGCCGCGGCGCGGGCCCCGGAGGCGGAGCCCGCCAGCGGGCCCUUCCGCCUGCGCUCCAAGAAGCAGCGGACCUUGUCCAUGAUAGAGGAGGAGAUCCGAGCCGCGCAGCAGAGGGAGGAGGAGCUGAAGAAGCAGAGGGAGACGCAGCCCGCCGCUGCUGUUUAUGCGCAGCCGAGCAACCCGGCCACAAACAGCCAUGGAUCCGCCAGGUCAGGGGUGAGGAAGACCACCAUUUCCCCGGCAGAUAAGAUGAAGAGCAACAGCCUGCCGUCCAGACUCACGCUGACAGCACGCACAGCACCAGGGAAGAUCGAGAAGGUUCGUCCCGCCCCACCCGUCUCCCCUUCACCCUCCGAGGGAGCCCUGUCUGAUGCUGGCAGCGAGGACUCCGGGGGGUCCCGACCCAAAAACUUCAUGCAGACGCUUAUGGAAGACUAUGAAACCCACAAGGUGAAGAGGAAGGAGAAAAUGGAGGACAACAGUUAUGCCCAUUUGUUGCUGGCUAACGAGGUUCUGGAAGCCACUCGAGUGACCAGGAGGAAAAGCAACAUGGCACUGAAAUGGGAGGCCGGUAUCUAUGCCAACGAGGACGGAAAGGAGGAAGAGGAGGAGGAAGAAGAAGAGGAGGAGGAAGAGGAAGAGGAGGAGUGA